Messenger RNA from Suricata suricatta (meerkat), 3077 nucleotides. It is a transcript of the gene VWCE, whose product is annotated as von Willebrand factor C and EGF domains. Gene Ontology annotation, biological process: cellular response to virus. Lineage: Eukaryota; Metazoa; Chordata; Mammalia; Carnivora; Herpestidae. Gene Ontology annotation, cellular component: cytoplasm. The record is from RefSeq and is a predicted model, not a curated record. Bases 1 to 2709 code for a protein of 902 amino acids. Gene Ontology annotation, molecular function: protein binding; calcium ion binding. The transcript has 20 exons.
AUGUGCCAGGCAUUGUGCUUGACAUUGAGACGCCGGCUGGGCCCGCACGUCUGCCUCUCGGGCCUUGGGAGUGGCUGCUGCCCUGGCUGGGCACCCUCCAUGGGCAGUGGGCACUGCACCCUUCCCCUCUGCUCCUUUGGCUGCGGGAGUGGCAUCUGCAUUGCUCCCAACGUCUGCUCCUGCCAGGACGGAGAGCAAGGGGCCACCUGCCCAGAAGCCCAUGGCCCCUGUGGAGAGUAUGGCUGUGACCUGACCUGUAACCACGGCGGCUGUCAGGAGGUGGCCCGGGUGUGCCCCGUGGGCUUCACCAUGACAGAGACAGCUGUCGGCAUCAGGUGUACAGACAUUGACGAAUGCUUAAGCUCGUCCUGCGAGGGCCAGUGCGUGAACACGGAAGGCGGGUUUGUGUGUGAGUGUGGGCCCGGCAUGCAGCUCUCCGCUGACCGCCACAGCUGCCAAGACACUGACGAAUGCCUGGGGACCCCCUGUCAGCAGAGAUGUAGAAACAGCAUCGGCAGCUACCGGUGUUCCUGUAGACCGGGCUUCCAUCUCCAUGGCAACCGGCACUCCUGUGUAGAUGUAAACGAGUGUCGGAGGCCUCAGGAGAGGCGAGUCUGUCACCAUUCCUGCCGCAACACCGUGGGCAGCUUCCUGUGCACAUGCCGACCUGGCUUUAGGCUCCGAGCUGACCGCGUGUCCUGUGAAGCUUUCCCGAAAGCCGUGCUGGCCCCCUCGGCCAUCCUGCAGCCCCUGCAGCACCCGCCCAAGAUGUUACUGCUGCUCCCAGAGGCGGGCCGGCCUGCCCUCUCCCCCGGACACAGCCCUCCUUCCGGGGCUCCGGGGCCCCCAGCUGGCGUCAGCACCACCAGCCUGCAGUCUCCCACCGCUGCACCACCCACUUGGCCACCGGCCACCCUGCUUGCCACUCCCAUGCCCAGUGCCUCCCUCCUGGGGACCCUGGGACCUCCCUCGAAACUACAGGAGGUGACCCCAACCUUGCCCAGGGGCCCAGCAGCCACGCGGCUGGCACCAGGGUCCUCUCCCUGUUGGCACCUGGGAGCCAGGUAUGAGUCAGGAAGCCGCUGGACAGAGGCUGGGUGUUCCCAGUGCUGGUGCCAGAACGGGGAGGUGACCUGUGAAAAGGUGACAUGUGAAGCUGCUUGCUCCCACCCGAUUCCCUCCGAAGAGGGGGGCUGCUGCCCGUCAUGCACAGGCUGUUUUCACAGCGGCGUCAUCCGGGCCGAAGGGGACGUGUUUUCACCUGCCAACGAGAACUGCACUGUUUGUGUCUGCCUGGCUGGAAAUGUGUCCUGCAUCUCCCCCGAGUGUCCCCCCGGGCCCUGUCACACCUCCCUGAAGUCAGAUUGUUGUACUUGUGUUCCAGUGAGGUGCUAUUUCCACGGCCGGUGGUAUGCAGACGGAGCUGUGUUCAGUGUGGGCGGUGACGAGUGCACCACGUGUGUCUGCCAGAACGGGGAGGUGGAAUGUUCCUUCACACCGUGUCCGGAGUUGGAUUGUCCCCGGGAGGAGUGGUGGCUGGGCCCUGGGCAGUGCUGUUUCACCUGCCGGGAGCCCACACCCAUGACAGGCUGCUCUCUGGACGACAACGGGGUGGAGUUUCCGAUCGGACAGAUCUGGUCUCCCGGUGACCCCUGUGAGUUAUGCAUCUGCCAGGCAGACGGCUCAGUGAGCUGCAAGAGAACAGACUGCGUAGACUCCUGCCCUCACCCAAUUCAGAUCCCUGGACAGUGCUGUCCGGACUGUUCCGCAGGCUGCACUUACACAGGCAGAAUCUUCUAUAACAACCAGACCUUCCCAUCCGUGCUGGACCCGUGUCUGAGCUGCAUCUGCCUGCUGGGCUCGGUGGCCUGCUCCCCCGUGGACUGUCCCAUCACCUGCACCUACCCUUUCCACCCUGACGGGGAGUGCUGCCCAGUCUGCAGAGAUUGCAACUACGAGGGAAGGAAGGUGGUGAAUGGCCAGGUGUUCACCUUGGAUGAGGAGCCCUGUACCCAGUGCACGUGCCAGCUGGGGGAGGUGAGCUGCGAGAAGGUGCCCUGCCAGCGGGCCUGCUCGGACCCCUCCACGCCCCCUGGGGACUGCUGUCCCUCCUGUGCAGAUUCCCUGGAAAGAAAAGCCGUGGAGUUCAGCAAAGCAGCUCGGAGCCCCCGUGGGGAUGCCGAGGCCCUGGUCAACUGCAGCUCGUGCCCGGGCCCCCCAGCAGCGGUGCCUCAGAGGCCGGUGCUCCCUGUUCUCCGGCUCCUCCUCAGAACAAACCUGACUACCGUGCAGACUCCACCCACGAGUCCCUCAGGAGCCCGGGCCACCCCCUUCCCCCGCUUGGGGCCCGGGGGCACAUUCCCAGGGGAGCCGGGGGCCCCCCAACCCUCACCAGGGCCUCUGCUCCUUCCAGGAGCCUCCACUCUACCUCCAGCCGCUCCGGGAGCUCCUGGGCCGCGUCCUGUGACUCCAGAGUCCCCGUCCCCACCUGGAGCGCAGAUGGCAACCAGACGGCCUUCUCCGCCUGCCACUGUCCUGACCCAAACAUUGGCCCAUUCUACCACCAGGCCCUCGGAGGCCUCUGCCAGCCUCCUCAGGCCUCAUCGACUCUCUCCCGCCACCUCCGGACUCUCUGCAGCCCUGGCGGCCACGGCCAGUGCCAGCCCCUGGCGCACGGCGACCUCACUGGAGGAGGAGGCCACCAGCUAAGCAGGCCUCCGCUGCAGGGCCCUGCCUGGGAGACUCUGGACACAGACGGCUCUGCCACUGGCUCUGGGGCAAAUGAGGUUGGUGGCGCCAGCGGCUUGCUUCUGCAGGGCUCCUGGGAGGAUGGAAAUCCCCAGGGCCCAGGGCAGCCUCAUCCCCAAGAAGCAUUUGGAAUGUGCUGGGUGAAGAGGCAAACGGCAUUCUCCAUGGUCGGCACCCUCCUCGGACACCAUGGCCCGCCUGUCUUGUGAGGGAGGCCGGGGCUGCUGAGCUCUGGGCUCUGGAGGAGGAGAGUCAGAUAGGGCUGGGGACACGUGUCACUGUCCCUCCUCCGAGGUUUCCUGAUUAAAGGCUGUGUCAGUCUCCCCCCA